Messenger RNA from Truncatella angustata, 1818 nucleotides. RefSeq names its product alcohol oxidase-like protein. The coding region runs from base 1 to 1818 and encodes 605 amino acids. The record is from RefSeq and is a predicted model, not a curated record. Gene Ontology annotation, molecular function: flavin adenine dinucleotide binding; oxidoreductase activity, acting on CH-OH group of donors. Lineage: Eukaryota; Fungi; Ascomycota; Sordariomycetes; Amphisphaeriales; Sporocadaceae. The transcript has 4 exons.
AUGGGGUUAUACACAAAGCUGGCGGAAGAUAUACAGGAAGUGGAUGUAAUCAUCGCCGGAGGAGGGACUGCGGCCUGUGUUGUCGCCGCCAGACUCGCAGAAGCUGAUCCUAAACUGGUCAUUUUAGUGAUCGAGGGUGGCCCAAACAAUCACAACGAAGCCAGCGUCGUCAACCCAGCUUUCUUUUUGCAGCAUCUGCUACCCACGAGCAAGACUGUCAUAUUUUAUAAGGGAAACAAGUCCGAAAAACUCGCGGGCCGAGAGCCUAUUGUUCCUUCCGGCGGAAUGCUAGGCGGCGGUUCAUCCAUUAACUUCAUGAUGUACACAAGGGCUCAGCGUCCAGACUUUGACUCCUGGGAAACACCUGGUUGGACAGCUGACGAUUUGUGGCCUUUUCUCAACAAGCUUGAAACUUACCAUGGCCCUGGCGCCAAGGAACAUCACGGCCACGAUGGCCCAAUUCAUGUAUCAAACAGUACUUUCCGGGGCGAAAGAUCCGAGAACGACUUUCUUGAAGCUGCAAAGCAAGUUGGCUGGCCAGAGAUCAAAGACCUCCAAAACCUGGAUGCCAACAACGGAUUUCAGCGCUGGCUCAAAUACGUUUCUCCCGACGGCAAACGCCAAGAUACCGCGCACGCGUAUUUGCAUCCAAAGAUACAGGACGAUGAUUAUCCGAAUCUCCAUGUUAUUGUGGAGUCCCAGGUCCAUCGUGUGAUAUUCGAAGAGAAAAGAGCCGUCGGGGUCGAAUAUCGCCCGAACCCCAACUUCCAGGUCUCCAUCGGUUUGACGCAGACACCACUGCGCACUGUCAGGGCAAGAAAGAUGGUGAUCCUCUCGUGUGGUGCCUGUGGCACACCGCCAGUAUUGGAGAGAUCUGGUAUUGGCAGUUCAAAGAUCCUUGAGCGAGCCGGUGUUCCAGUGGUUGAACAUCUUCCCGGCGUUGGGCACGAUUACCAAGACCACCACUUGGUCCUCCACCCUUACAAAACCAGUCUCGACCCUCAUGAGACCAUUGACGGUAUACUUAGCGGUAGAGCUGACGUGGGUUCCAUGGUUGAGAAUAAUGAUCCUAUUCUCGGCUGGAAUGCCAUUGACAUUGCGGCGAAAUUACGCCCUACGGACAGUGAUGUGGCCGCUUUGGGGCCAGAAUUCCAAAGUGCAUGGGACAAAGACUUCAAAAACUCACCGGUCCGUCCUUUGAUAUUGAUGGGCAUCGUAUCAUGCUUCCUGGGCGAUCCCGCCUCCGUCCCAGUUGGCCAAUACAUCACGGCCGGAAACUAUACCGCAUACCCUUAUUCUCGAGGACAUAUGCAUAUCACUGGUCCCGGACUAGACGACCCUCUGGACUUCGAGACGGGCUUUUUCAGUGACGAGCAUGAUAUCGACCUUAAGAAGCAGAUAUGGGCCUAUAAGAAAUCUCGUGAGAUUCUGCGACGUAUGAAGACCUUCCGAGGCGAGCUCGCAAUAGGCCAUCCUCGCUUCCCGCAAGGAUCGAAGGCUGCAUGUGUUGAGACAGAUGCACCACUUGAGAAUGUCGAAAAUGUGGACUACACUCCGGAAGAUGACGCGGCUAUUGAGCAGUGGUUGCGAGAGAACGUCAACACUACAUGGCACUCGCUGGGAACAUGCAAGAUGGCACCUCGCGAGAAACUAGGCGUGGUAGAUGCCAAUUUGAGCGUUUAUGGGGUCGAAGGUCUGAAGAUUGCUGAUAUGAGCAUCCCACCCAAGAACGUGGGCGCUAACACAAACAACACUGCAUUAGUCAUCGGUGAACGAGCUGCCGACAUCUUCAUUCGGGACUUGGGCUUGAGAGCAUGA